Messenger RNA from Perca flavescens (yellow perch), 3635 nucleotides. It is a transcript of the gene fancb, whose product is annotated as FA complementation group B. The transcript has 8 exons. Gene Ontology annotation, cellular component: Fanconi anaemia nuclear complex. The record is from RefSeq and is a predicted model, not a curated record. The coding region runs from base 506 to 3061 and encodes 851 amino acids. Lineage: Eukaryota; Metazoa; Chordata; Actinopteri; Perciformes; Percidae. Gene Ontology annotation, biological process: interstrand cross-link repair; negative regulation of double-strand break repair via homologous recombination; positive regulation of double-strand break repair via homologous recombination.
GGUCCUGUCGUCGCCAUUUUGGCUUCAGCCGUGGCCACACCUCUCCGCUCCGCUGUGUUGUUUGAACUGAAAGAGCAGAGGGAGUGUUGAACAAGGUCACAAGAAAAGCGUUUAUCUAAUCAUUCAUACAGCUGAUUCUUUUCAAUACAGACUUUAGCUUAACGGUAAAAUCAAAGAGGUUCUAUUAAGUAUUACUACUAAGGCAUAACCUCGUCAUCUCUGUUUACAACUCUUACCCACAAUGCACUUGGACUGACAGGAAGCGUUCAAUUUCAGUUGGCGCGCCGAUUCUAUUGACAUAUGGCCGCUUCGAGCAGUCGCUCGCAGUCGCUACGUUGGUUGAAUACUGCUACAUUUCUCUGUCUACCCUUAGUCGUCCAUAUGUACACCUUGGUGAGACUUCUGUCGUGAAAGUGACAGCUCCAAAUUUAGCAAUAACGUUGACUCAAGCUGUUAAUAAGGAGGGAUCGAACCUGGUAGGCCCCCGAAGCUUCACUUUUGCAUAAUGGAGAGAUUUAAUCGGCUUUCGCUAUGUGGAAAGAUAAUCAUAUUUAACUUUAAACGAGCUUCAGCCACAAAUGACUGCGAUCGAAGCGAGUUAAUAUUCUCCAGCCUCGGAUUUGAACGGGAAGACAACACGUUCCUGAAGGCAGCUGAUGGAGCAGCUAUCAUCAGCAGGAAAAGAUCCGCGCAUGUGGAUAUUGUGAAAUGUAAAUGUGCCAUUAAUGUUCAGAAGAGAGUCACCACAGCGUGUAUUUUAGUGACAAAGAAGAGUGAGAAAGGGGAAAGCUUCCAGUAUAGUCUACUCACACUGAGCAGCUCGAACCGCCUGGAGCCCUGCAUUGAGUUUAAACUCCCUUAUCAAUUAAUGAGGGAGACUGUGUAUAUUCUCCAUGGCCCCACAGUAUUGUGGAGCCAUACUGGUAAUGUAUUCUAUGCAUCUCUGCAGGCAGGAGAGGUGAGACAGAUACCCAUUCAGGUGUCCCACAGUGUUAUUGGAGAACUUCCCCUCCACAAAGAACAUGUAUUUGUCCUUGGGCUGCACAACCUUUCAGAUCAGUGCACUCCGUCCACAAGCCAAACCUUGGGCUAUUUUGUUGAGAGUGGACAGGUGUUUGACGGCACUAUGAUUUUGCCUCAUCCCUACAUUUGCGUCACACGGUGCAUCUUGGUGCUGUCAGCUGAAAAAGUGGAUGACGUGCUGAAAUCUGCUGUGAUUGCAGCAACUUCGAAUCAGCAACUCGUUUAUUUUGCGAAUGGCAUUGUGAAAGACGUAUGUCAGCUCCCCUUUGAACAACCUGAAAAUAUUCAGGUUGUCAACACAGGUAGAAAUGGCCGCUUGUUUGUCAUAUCUUUUCACGAGGGCCAUGUAUGUGCUGUGUGGAAGGAGACUUUUCAGAUAGCCUCCCACUGGUCAAGUGUCAAUUCUGUCCACGUGGAUGACUUCCUGGGAUGUGGAACAGACCAAAUGCUGUUGUUUUUUAAGGAUCAAGGCAUAACAGAUCAGCCUUUGGAUACAUUUCUCCUCACUGAUCUCUGUGGUAUUUCAUAUUCUCAUGGUCAGGACAGUGAAGCCUCAAAGACGCCGCCUCCCUCACCAGAGAACGAUCUCCUCACUCUUCGGGCUUUAGAGUCCAGACUACAGAGUGGAUUGACCGUGCUUCAGGAGCUUCAAAGAGAGGUGAGAGUGAAGGACAGAGUUCUACAGCAGUCGGUCCGAGCUCUUUCCGAUGUGGUCUCAGAAAGUCAAACUAUUCUCACCCAGCCUGAGCAGGAAGGCCUUAUUGCUCUGUGGGACUGUGAUGAUGAGUCAAAGGACGAGGCCUUGGAUGACAAGACACAAGACAUGCCAGCAGUGUCUUCAAAACCUCAAAUUGACAAGCUGUGGCAUCGCAUCACUGAGGAGCGAAUGGUUGUGGGAGUGAUACUAACUACUGACAGCUCAGUACCAGUGGCCAGUGUGAGCUUAUCCAUCCUGACAGAGACGGGUCAGAGCUCAACGCCUGCAGUCAUCCAGACCCAGAGCCAAGUGUUCUGGCUCCCUGCACCCUGCUCCUCAUCAUCAUCAUCCUCCUCCUCUGCAUACAUGUUCUCAGAGCCCGCAGCCAAGAGAAGCAAGCAGCACAAUGCCGGCAGACCCAAUGAUCUCAACACAUGCAGACUGGCUGUGACUGCUGUGACCAGGCUGACACCUCUGUUGAACUCUGGCUGUGUCAAGUGCCAUGUCAUGCUCCAUUACGUCCAGAGACAAGAUGCUUUUGCCCUUGUGAGCAACCCAACACCGGUUGUUCUGCAUUGUGGUCAAUUUGCUUUAGACGUCCACAGUGAUUUCCAAACCCGACUGUUGAAAAAACCCAGAUCUCAAAACAGAUGGCUGUUCACUAUUGUCUCUUUUUUUUGCACAGACGAGGUUAAAGAGGACUUCCUGAGUCUGAUGGCGGUGCUGGAUCGCUGGGUCUUCCACAUAGACUCUCCUGAGCACAGCUUAGGUGAUAUAGAUAGCUGGAUUCAGAAAAGAGUGGGCUGGAAGAGAAUAGAAGUGAGCCCUCAGUAUCUGCUGUUGAAUUCUUCAGGACCAUCUGCUCUCAUGUUGCUGCACUGGCAUCAGAUAACCCCUUUCCAGGGUGAACUGUCUGUCCACUCCAGCCAGUUACAGGCGCUCCAGUUUCUGGACUCUCUCUUGGCUUACCUCCCUGCGUCCAGUGCCAUCCAACCUGUCAAAGGUACAAAAGGACAGGGUGCAACUCAAAUAUUUUCUUUGGCACUGGAGAAAGAGAUGGUGUCACUCAUAGAGUGUGUGUCACCGCUACUUUGUGAAGAAGAAGAAGAGGAGGAGGAGAGGAAGAGCCUUGGACACGAGGAGACCACCGAGCCAGGUUCUGUGAAGGAGCUCCAGAGGUGUAGGGAGGUGUUUCAGCGGGACGUGGAGAGGAGUAGGAUGAGGUUGAGCCCCCUGGUGGAUGUAGGGAGGUAUCGUCGGCUAACCCAAAGCAUGUCCAAAGCCCAGCUCGAUGGGGAUUUGGCAGCUCUCUUAGACACUCAGACAACUUUUCUCUGCUAAUAUGCUGUAGAUGUGGUUGUUGGGAAAAAAAAUCCCUUUGCAAAGUCUGGACACGCAAUUAGUAUUAAUGACGGGGAAGCCAACUCUUUUGUAGUGCAUUGUGUCAAGUGUAAUGACCAAAGACUCUACAUCAUGUAUGUUCUUCACAUUUCAACUGUACUGAGAGCCGCCCCCGUUGCUGGUUUGGUUAUGUCUCUGCUUUCUUAGUCUCUUGGGGUUUCUACCUAUCUAGUGUCUGCUGCUGAGUCAGCCAAUCACCUCCUUGUUUGCACAGCCUUAAUCUGAUACUGAUGUUAUACUGCUCUCUGCUCAGCUUAUUCUUUUGUUCGUGUCCCUGGACCCUCUGUAUUCACAAAUGCUCUUUAAUGUCUGUUGUUGCUGCUGCUGUUGCUGCUGUGUGCUAUUCAGUAGGAGACAGACCACUUUCAUCCUGGAGUGGGAAACUGUUUGGGUUAUAAAUAAAGGCAACAGAUGAUGGUUAGAGCAAGGGGGUUGUACAUCUGCUCAGUGGCUGGGUUCGACUGAAAGCUUUUAGUGGUACUUUUCCACUUAUGGUUCAGUUGUUUUCCUGUGA